GUCUCACUACCCUGCGCCGAUAACUCACAACAUUAGACGUGCUUGUUUUCACACGUGACACGUGCGACACAAAUAAUUCAGUUAAAAAAGCGAUACGAAAAGCAUAUUCGCCCUUCCUUGCGAGAGUCCUUUUCAUUUCUUUCUCUGAUUUGUUCGACAUCCGUUUCGAUCACUCACUCACUCUCCUCUCUAGCUUUCUAUCAUCUUUUUCUAACGGAUUUCCUUUCUUGAGAGAAUAAAAUUUUUCCGGGAAACAAUCAGGUACUGGAGGAGGGGUUGGAGAGAUGAUGGAUCCGUGGACUAUGCAUGUCAAGAUCGCAACGACGACAACUCCAAGCUCCUUCUGGCUGAGGAAUUCGAUUUGCGAGAAAGCAGUUUCGGGGAAUUUGGGGAGAGUUGGCGUGUUUGAGAUCGGGGUGUCGAGGCGCAGCUGGCUUUACUCUUCUGGGAGUCGUUCAUUGGUCGUCAAAGCUAUGGGCAAGAAGAAUAAUGGCAAUUCCUCCUCCUCCUCCUCCUCCCCUGGAAAUAAUGAUAGCGGGAAGAAUUCUCCGGAGGGCAAUAAAUCUAAUGACCCUGCUUCCCCCAAGUCCCAUCAUAUAAGCCUGGAUUGGAGAGAAUUCAGAGCAAAUUUAUUUGCUCAGGAGAAGGCGGAAAAGUUGGAGCUCAAUGCUUAUGACAAAGGCGGCAUGCCAGAGUCGAAACCUCUCGGACUGAAAUGGGCCCACCCUAUUCCAGUACCUGAGACUGGCUGUCUACUUGUUGCCACUGAAAAGCUUGAUUUCAUUAACACCUUUCAAAGAACUGUUGUUCUCCUCCUCAGGUCUGGGACCCGAAAUCCACAAGAGGGGCCAUUUGGAGUUAUCAUCAACAAACCACUUCACAAGAAGAUUAAACACAUGAGCCCCACUAAUAAUGAAUUGGCGAGUACUUUUGCUGAUUGUUCUGUACAUUUUGGUGGACCUCUUAAUGCAAGCAUGUUCUUGUUAAGAACAAGGGAAAAGUCGAAGCUUCCUGGGGUUGAGGAGGUGAUGCCUGGCCUGUGUUUUGGUGCUCGAAACUGUUUGGAUGAAGCUGCAGAAUUGGUGAAGAAAGGGGUACUUAAGCCUCAAGAUUUUAGAUUUUUUUAUGGUUACGCUGGAUGGCAGCUAGAUCAGUUGAGGGAGGAGAUUGAAUCCGAUUUUUGGUAUGUGGCUGCAUGUAGCCCUAAUUUAAUAUUUGGGGGUCCUUCCAGCUCUUCUGAGAAUUCGUGGGAAGAAAUUUUGCAGCUAAUGGGCGGGCAUUAUUCAGAGUUGAGCAGGAAGCCUAAGCAAGACAUGUAGGUAUUAAUGUAUUAUCAACCGAAGGGUUUUAUAUGAAUCACAAAACAUCUUUGGAAUUGAAGCAAGCUAUGUAACCAGGAUUUUAUGAAAGCUAAAUGUACAGAAAAAUACUGACAUUUGUAGUCAGUAUAUCUCCCUCUUUUUCCUAUUUUUUCCCUGUUACAAACUUUUAUUAUGUCUUGUAUCUGACUGAAGAAUUUUGUCA
Messenger RNA from Tripterygium wilfordii, 1524 nucleotides. RefSeq names its product UPF0301 protein Plut_0637. Bases 285 to 1319 code for a protein of 344 amino acids. Lineage: Eukaryota; Viridiplantae; Streptophyta; Magnoliopsida; Celastrales; Celastraceae. The record is from RefSeq and is a predicted model, not a curated record. The transcript is spliced from 3 exons.